AUGGAGGCAAACCAACCAUGGUUGGGCGAGAAACACGUCACAGGAAAUGAAAGCUCUCUACAGAAAUUUCCGGUCGUAGUAGGUCAUGAAAUCGUCGGCAAAGUGCUGCGUAUCGGGUCGCAGGUCAGCUACCUGGCGGUCGGAGAUAUCGUUGGGGUAGGCUGUCAAUCAGACUCUUGUAAGUCGCGAGAUGGUCCUUGCGAAGCCUGUGAGAGCCAGACAGAAAACUAUUGCCCAAAACGAGUCAGCACCUACAACAGCGUUCAUCGAAACGGCGACUUUGCCCAAGGUGGUUACGCCUUGUAUCACCGAUGCCCAGCGUCGUUCGUUGUCAAGCUACCAUUGGGGAUUGCUCCCGAAAAAGCCUCGCCUAUGCUAUGCGGAGGGUUGACUGUAUUCUCCCCGCUCAAACGGUACGGCAUUGGACCAGGCAAAUCUGUUGGCAUCAUCGGUAUUGGUGGACUUGGUCAUUUUGGUAUCUUGUUCGCGAAGGCCUUAAGUGCUACUAAGGUUGUGGCCAUUUCUAGGAGCUCGAAUAAAAAAGAGGAUGCGCUACAACUGGGUGCUGACGACUUCAUCGCGCCGGCUGAGGAUAAGGACUGGAUGUCGAAGCAUGCGCAGUCUCUGGAUAUGAUUAUCAAUACCACUUCGUCGGCCAAGGUGCCCCUCGCGGAAUAUAUCGGCCUUUCAAAGCGCGACGGUAUCUUUGUACAGUUGGGAGCUCCAGAUGGAGCACUGAGUAUUAAUGCCUUUGCCUUGAUCCGAAGCCGUGUCCACCUGACUGGAUCCUACAUUGGAAGUCCCAAAGAGAUCCGCGAGAUGUUUGAGCUGGCAGCAGCUAAGAAGAUCGAGCCCUGGGCCGAGUUGCGACCAAUGGAUCAAGCUAACCAGGCGAUCUUGGAUAUGGAGAAGGGCUCGGCUAGGUAUCGAUAUGUACUCACCAAUUGA
Fusarium oxysporum Fo47 is the source of this 948-nucleotide messenger RNA. Its product is annotated as NAD(P)-dependent alcohol dehydrogenase. The coding region runs from base 1 to 948 and encodes 315 amino acids. Gene Ontology annotation, biological process: alcohol metabolic process. The record is from RefSeq and is a predicted model, not a curated record. NCBI's taxonomy places the organism in Eukaryota, Fungi, Ascomycota, Sordariomycetes, Hypocreales, Nectriaceae. The transcript is spliced from 3 exons. Gene Ontology annotation, molecular function: zinc ion binding; alcohol dehydrogenase (NADP+) activity.